ACAUCUUUAUGUGGCAACAACAAUGGUCGUAAAGGCGACGACCAUCACUACAGUAGAAAGUGUGCUCCACCACCAACACCAUGUAUUCCUGAUUUCAAAAAGAAAAUUGUGAUUGAUAAAUGUCACUUGAUGGCCGAUCGUUCGUCGCCAUUCACGGUGCAUGUAACCGUUAUUUUGAUCCAGCCGCCUUGAUCAGUAAUUGUAAAUAUGACGCAUGUCGCUGCACAGAUCCAGUGAAAUGUGUUUGUAACGCUUUUGCUGCUUACAGUAAACUUUGUGUUGAAUAUGGUAGUCUUAUUGACUGGAGAUUUAAGGGAACUUACUUAUAUCCAAAACUUAAAGAAUGUGAACAAACAUGCAGCAACAAAGGAGAAAUUUUCACCGAAUGCGGAUCUGCUUGUGCAAAAACAUGUCGUGAUAUAUCACGUGGUCUAAACUGCAGUGAAACCUGCAUUCCCGGUUGUCAUUGUCCCAAAGGAUCUUACUCGGAUGACAAGAAUCAUUGUGUUCCUAUGAAGAAAUGCCCAUGUUUCUUUGAAGGAAAAUAUUAUAAAGCUGGCGAAAAUGUCAAAGUUGGACGAUGUAAAACAUGUACGUGUAAUAUGGGAGCCAUGGCGUGUAUCGAAGAUCGAAACUGUUCUUCUAACGGUCCUUGUGAGUCUUUCCCGUGUAAAAAUGAUGGUGUUUGUAUGGAGGAAGGAAAUAAUUUUACUUGUAUUUGUACGAAAGAAUAUCAAGGAAAAACUUGUGAAGAGGUAAAACCAACACCGUGUGACUCGCGUCCUUGUAAAAACAACGACAUUUGUACAAACAAAGGAGGAAACUUCACAUGUGAAUGUGCUUCUGGUUUUGAAGGCAAAACUUGUGAAGUCAUAAAUGCUUGUGCCAAAGAACCAUGUAAGACAGACGGCGUUUGUUCAAGUAAUGGAUCUUCUUAUCGAUGUGAAUGUAAAUUUGGUUUCACUGGAAAGUAUUGCCAAGAUAUAGAUGCUUGUGCUAAAGAACCAUGUCAAAAUAAUGGUACUUGUACAAGUGUUGGAUUCUCCUAUCAAUGCAACUGUACAUCUGGUUUCAAUGGAACGAAUUGUGAGGUUGUGAUGAAGUCACGUUAUAAAGAGUGCAAAAGUUACAAAUGGUAGAAACAGAGAAGCAGAAAUGUUAAAUAUGGGCAUGGUAAAAAGUUAAAAUGUGACAGACGUCUCUCAAAAGGAUGGUACAGAUUUGGUGGUGGAGCUGGAACUAAAAUG
Xenia sp. Carnegie-2017 is the source of this 1247-nucleotide messenger RNA. Its product is annotated as adhesive plaque matrix protein 2-like. Gene Ontology annotation, biological process: heterophilic cell-cell adhesion; establishment or maintenance of epithelial cell apical/basal polarity. NCBI's taxonomy places the organism in Eukaryota, Metazoa, Cnidaria, Anthozoa, Malacalcyonacea, Xeniidae. Gene Ontology annotation, molecular function: calcium ion binding. The record is from RefSeq and is a predicted model, not a curated record. Bases 120 to 1139 code for a protein of 339 amino acids. Gene Ontology annotation, cellular component: plasma membrane; protein-containing complex. The transcript is spliced from 8 exons.